AAAGACCAACGCCAUAGACACCAGUCCGGUGCCGGACUCAUGGUUGCGGCCACAUGGACAUGCAGGACUUCCUGCUCACCAUUGGCCCCGGCGGCCCAGCCAUGCACCGCUUGGUGGAGUCGGAGCUGAAAGAUCUGGGCGCGCAGGUGACGCGCUGCGGCCAGGCGCGGUUCUUCUUCUCAGCGAAUGCGAGGCCUGAGCAGUUCUUUGCGCUCCGUUCCCCGGAGAAGCUUUACCUGCUGGUCCUCCGGCAGAAGGCUGAAGAGCUGCAGUGGCCCGCGGGCCAAGAGGAGGCGCAGGAGCACCUGGCGCGGCUGGUGGCAGAAGCGGACUGGGCGCGCGCCCUUGCCGCCUUCCGGAGCUUCGGCCAGGAGGCCCCUAGCAGCUUCCGCGUGUCUGGGAAGCGCGCGGGCCGGCGGGCGGCGCAUUUAAGUUCCAAUGGCAUCGCGGAGUUCGUCGGCGAGGCCGUGGCAGAAGCCAUGGGCUGGCGAGUGGACUUGCAUGACUACGACGUUGAGGUCGUGGUCCACUUGAAUGACGAUCACCUCAUUGUGGGGCUGCCUUUGCUGGAGCGCGCUGCCCAGCAGGCGCAGUUCGCGCUGCCGGGGCUCUCGCAGCCGGUGGCGUGGGCCAUGGCCAGGACCAUUGAGCCAGCCUUGGGGGAGUUGGUGGUGGACCCGAUGUGUGGGUCCGGCAUUGUGCUCUUGGAGGCGGCGCAAUGCUGGCGCGGGGCCUUCUACUUGGGCUUCGAGGAAGACCCCCGCCAGCUGGAGCGUUGCCGGCAAAACCGCUCGCUGGUGUCCCCAGAUGCGGCUGCCAGCGUCGGCUUCGCGCGCGGCGAUGCCCGGCGCCUGCCGCUUCCCAACUCCUCCGUGGCAGCCGUGGUCUGCGACCUGCCCUUCGGGAAGCAGUACGGCAGCGAGGAGGACAACCUGCUGCUCUACCCGGCAGCUCUGAGAGAGUUCCGACGCGUGCUGCGCAGUGACGGGCGGGUGGUCCUGCUCACCAACCAGGCCAACGCUGCGACGCUGCUAGAGGCGCUGGAGGGCUGGCAAGUGGACUGUCGUCGGAAGGUGCUCCUUGGGCACAUGGAGGCCUUGCUGUUCUUGGCGCGACCUUCGGGCUCAGGCGCCAUCGCGGAGGCGCACGACUCCAUGCGCCUGCCCUGGGAAGAUGCCUCUGGCCGGCGCCAGUGGUCUGCCAUGAAGGCAUCCCUGCGGCAGCCCAUGCGGCUGGUGAACGGCAAGAAGUGCCGGCGUGAGAAAUGCGCGGCUGGCCCGGGCUGCGCCCUCUUGGCAUAG
This is a messenger RNA of Effrenium voratum, 1301 nucleotides long. The record is from the annotation of a GenBank genome assembly. NCBI's taxonomy places the organism in Eukaryota, Dinophyceae, Suessiales, Symbiodiniaceae.